Otolemur garnettii (small-eared galago) is the source of this 3168-nucleotide messenger RNA. It is a transcript of the gene GPRIN1, whose product is annotated as G protein regulated inducer of neurite outgrowth 1. Bases 1 to 2973 code for a protein of 990 amino acids. NCBI's taxonomy places the organism in Eukaryota, Metazoa, Chordata, Mammalia, Primates, Galagidae. Gene Ontology annotation, biological process: neuron projection development. Gene Ontology annotation, cellular component: plasma membrane. The transcript has a single exon. The record is from RefSeq and is a predicted model, not a curated record.
AUGUGCAGUGCUGAAGACCCAGCUUGGCUCCAACUGCUUCAGCAGGACUCCAGUGCCUCAGGACCCCAGCCCAUAGCCCUCUGCUGCCCACAGGAUGGGAGCCUGGGGGAUGGGGACCUGGCCAUGAAGGACUGCCAUCCUUCCCAGCAAAAGACCACCUCUGCACCCCCCAGGCAUACCCCUGACCAAAGCCCAGGCAUGGACUCUAGAUAUAGAAGUCCCAGUGGCACUGGUGAAGGGGCCUCCUGCUUUGAGGGUCCUGGCGGGGGCUUGGCCUGCCCCUCUGCAACCUGUAUCCCUCCCCAAGAGGCAGCCUCCAAGGAGACACUGGGGACACAUGGAGCUUUGAUCUUAGGGACAUUAGAAACCACCUUGUCUGGGAAGCCAGGGCCUGCAUCCUCAGUAAAAACUUCUCCUGUGUCCUCAGAAAUCAGAAAUUCUAUGUCCCUGGAAAAGAUGGAUUCUAAGUCCUCAACACAUGCAGAAUCUACUUCCCUUGGAAAGGAAGAUACAGGGUCCUCAAGGGAAGCAAAGCCUAUGUUUACAGGAAAGACAGAGCCUGCAAUCUUGGGAAAAGGGGACCCUGUGGCUCCUAGGAAGAUUGAUCCCAUGACUCCAAGAAAGGAAGAUCUUGAAUCUUUGGGAAAAAUAGAUCCUGUGUGCUCCAGCAGGGUGGACACAGUGUCCCCAAGAAUAGAGGAUCCUGUAUCCUCAGGCAAAGUGGCUUCUGUGUUCCCAAGAAAGGAGGAACCCAGGCAUUCUGGAAAAGAACAUCCUGUGUCCUCAGAAAAGAUGAGUCCUGCAUCUGCAGGAAAAGUAGAUCUUGUGUCCUUGGGAAAGAGAGAUCCUGAGCUUCCAGCGAAGGUAGAUCCUAUGUCCUUGGAAAGCACAGAUUCGGUAUCCACAGCAAAGGCAGAUUCUGGCCUCCUGGGAAAGCUAACUUCAGGGUCAUUGGGCUAUACUGAGCCUGUGUCCUCUGGAACAGCCGCUCCUAGGUCCUCAGGAAGGGUGGAACUUACAUGCUUGGAGAUGGCAGGACCUGCAUCUAUUAGAAAUGUAGAAACCGUGUCCUCCACAAAAGAGUACCCUCAGUUCCUAGGAAUGACAGACCCAGCCUCCUCAGGAGAGGGGGAUGUGGUGUCUGAGACAAUGACAAAAACUAUGUCUGCUGGAUAUACAGAUCCCAUGUCUUCAGGAAAGACAGAUCCUACAUCUCGGAAAAAUGUGGAUCCCCUGUCUUUAGACAAGCUGGAUCCAGUUCACUCCGGAAAGAUGGAUCCUAUGUCCUCAGGAAAGCCAAAGCCCUUGUCUCCUGGGUGGGCAGAAUAUGUGUCUAUGGGAAAGACAGAAACUGUAUCCUCAGGAAAAGAGGACCCCAUGUUUGUGGGAAAUACAAAAACAUUAUCUUCUGAAAAAGUGAAUCCUGACUCUUUAGAAAAAACAGAGCCCAUGUCCACGGGUCCAGGAAAUCCCAAGUCCUUGGGGGCAGCAGGUCUUCCCUCUGAAGUGAAAGCUGAAGCAGUGACUGGGGGAGAAGGAGAUCCAUUGUCCUCGGAGAAGGCAGGUCCUGUGGCCUCCGGAAAGAUGGAUCCCACAGCCUCUGGGAAGGCUGAUUCCCUAGCUUUAGGAAAGGUAGACUCUGUGAGCAGGGAAAAGGCAGACACUGUCCUCUCUGGAGGAGUGGACUCCUCCAUGUGUUUAGGUAAAAUGGUGUCCACAACUCCCGGAAAAGCAAUUCUGGUGUCCUUGGGAAAAGCAGAAGCUGUCCCAGAGGGAAAUUUGGAGUCUCUGCCUCUAGAGAAAGAGAAUCCUGUGAACUUCACAAAAGAUCCCAGGGCCUUGGGGAAAGCAGAGCCCAAGGGUGGGGCCAAAGCAGAAACAAAGCUCUCUGGGCAGGAGCGUGAGGUGGCAUCAGAAGCAGAGGCUGUGUCUUCACAAAAGGAGACACCUCAGACCUCAGAGAAGUUGGAUCCUGGAUCCUCAAAAAAAGCAGAAGGCAUUGCCUCUGGGAAGGGAGAGCCUGUGGCCCUGGAGAAGGCCAACUCCGCAUCUUCCAGGAAAGCAGAGUCCCCGAGUCUGGCCACAUCCAUCCCCUCCUCCCCGCAGUCAGGCGGCAAACCCGGCCUCUCAGCCCUGUCUCCUGAGGGUGCGGUGAGCAGCAAGGACCGUGUAGAGCCAGGGCAGGUGCCCCAUACGGAAGCCUCCACCCUCAGUCAGAAAGACCUGGCAGUCGCUGGGGCUGAGAGAAGCCCCCACGCAGAGGCCGCGGCACCUUUACGUGAGCCGCGGACUCGCGACAAUUUCACCAAGGCGCCGUCGUGGGAAGCGAGCGCCCUGCCGCCGCCGCGCGAGGACGCGGGCACUCAGGCGGGCGCUCAAGCCUGCGUCUCAGUGGCCGUUAGCCCCAUGUCUCCGCAGGACGGCGCGGGUGGCCCGGCUUUCAGUUUCCAGGUGGCGCCUGGUGCGCCCAGCCCGGCGCCUAGGCCGCCCUCGCGCCGGGACGCGGGCCUUCAGGUGUCGCUGGGCGCCGCCGAGACGCGCUCAGUGGCCACUGGGCCCAUGACGCCACAGGCCGCCUCGCCGCCUGCCGCACCGCCCGCCUUCCCCGAAGUGCGGGUGCGGCCGGGUUCAGCGCUGGCAGCUGCUGUGGCACCCCCAGAAGCGGCCGAGCCCGUACGUGACGUGAGCUGGGACGAGAAGGGCAUGACGUGGGAGGUGUACGGUGCCUCCAUGGAGGUGGAGGUGCUGGGCAUGGCCAUCCAGAAGCAUCUGGAGCGACAGAUCGAGGAGCACGGCCGCCAAGGGGCGCCCGCACCACCGUCAGCCGCCCGAGCGGCCCCGGGCCGUGCAGGCUCGGUGCGCACCGCGCCUCCUGAGGGCGCUGCCAAGCGUCCGCCUGGCCUCUUCCGCGCGCUGUUGCAGAGUGUGCGCCGGCCGCGGUGCUGCUCGAGGGCAGGACCCACAGCUGAGUGAACCUGCCGCCUUUUGUACGCCCGGGUUUCUAACCUUCUCAGGCUCCCUUCCUGAUCCUAGGCCCCUAGAAGGGGUUCCCUCUGCGUGCCACAGGCCUCUGAGGGGUGAGCAGCCUCUAGGCUAGGGCCUUCUCAUCCCCAUUUUUCGGGCCCCUCCCCUCCCAUACACACAACUAACCCCUCUACCAAGCUCUGG